AUGGUUGUGGUAUCUGCGGGUGAUGGUAAGACAACUUCAGAAAAUGAGAUUGCUGGUGCUAAGAUUGGUGUUAUUCGCAUGUUCAUGCUUGCGCGAAGACUAUGCUGUUUCAAGCAAGUCGUGGCGGGACACGCACGACAGACAGCAGCUCCCGAGCGCAUUUGUGACGCAACGGGCGACCGGGUGGAGCUGCUGGCUCGGCUGGGCAUCUUGUCCACCAGUCAGCAACAGCUGAAUACAGCUUUAUCUGCACUUUAUGAUGGGGCCUGUCCGCAACGUGGCUGA
Molecule: messenger RNA, 285 nt
Organism: Peronospora matthiolae
Lineage: Eukaryota; Oomycota; Peronosporomycetes; Peronosporales; Peronosporaceae
Source: the annotation of a GenBank genome assembly